Molecule: messenger RNA, 918 nt
Organism: Lachancea lanzarotensis
Lineage: Eukaryota; Fungi; Ascomycota; Saccharomycetes; Saccharomycetales; Saccharomycetaceae
Gene: MRM2
Product: LALA0S05e06524g1_1
Exons: 1
Coding region: 1-918 (305 amino acids)
Biological process (GO): RNA methylation
Cellular component (GO): mitochondrion
Molecular function (GO): rRNA (uridine-2'-O-ribose)-methyltransferase activity
Source: RefSeq, a predicted model, not a curated record
AUGAACAGCCUGCUCUUACUCUCACAGCCAUUAUCGAAAUUUUGGAGGUCUCAAAGUAUACGCUAUGUGCGUUGGAAUUCUUCUUCAAAGGCUCGAUGGUUGGGCAGACAACGAUCGGAUUCCUUCACAAGGGAAGCUAAAGUACUUGGAUUGAGAUCAAGAGCAGCUUUUAAGCUCCAGCAAAUCGAUGACAAAGUUCAACUGUUCAAAAAAAACGCUAGUCAAAGGGUGCUGGACCUAGGAUACGCACCUGGAGCAUGGUCUCAAGUAGCAUUGGAAAGAACAGGUUCUACAGGUGUUAUACUCGGGGUAGACAUUUUACCAUGUUCACCACCUCGGGGAGUGAGUUCGAUACAGGCAAAUGUAUUAGCCAGAAAGACACAUGAGCUCAUAAGGCUCUUUUUCUCUAAACAUUUUCAACUGUAUCAGGAAGAUCAACUGCAUAAAGACCAUGGCUAUUUCCAGCAUAUGCUUGAGGAGGAACUGAUGUUUCUCAAGCAACAAAACGCGAUAAACUCCGAUGGAUCUGUCAUAGAAGACACGCCCAUUGACGUGAUUAUAAGUGACAUGUAUGAACCCUGGCCUCAAACAGAAGGAUUCUGGAACAAUUUUACUAAUUCAGCUUACGACAGGAUGGCCAAUACUACUGGAAUUGCCAUAAAAGAUCACUCUAUGUCGAUGGAUUUAUGUGACGCUGCGCUGGUCGCAGCCAUUGAUUUGCUCAAGCCGGGUGGUUCAUUCGUCUGCAAAUUAUACACUGGGAAAGAGGAUCAAUUACUAGAAAACAGACUGAAGCAGGUUUUUAGGGAUGUGCAAAGAUUCAAGCCUUCUGCCUCACGGAACGAGUCAAAAGAACUUUACUUCAUUGGUUUAGGGAAAAAAAAAAACGUAAAUAAGCUCGACGUAUUUCUCAACUAA